Eucalyptus grandis is the source of this 575-nucleotide messenger RNA. Its product is annotated as cell wall / vacuolar inhibitor of fructosidase 2. Gene Ontology annotation, molecular function: enzyme inhibitor activity. The record is from RefSeq and is a predicted model, not a curated record. NCBI's taxonomy places the organism in Eukaryota, Viridiplantae, Streptophyta, Magnoliopsida, Myrtales, Myrtaceae. Bases 1 to 567 code for a protein of 188 amino acids. The transcript has a single exon.
AUGGGUCUGCAAAUCUCCGCCUCCUCCUCCUUCCUCCUCAUCCUCGCCGUCGCCGCCGCCGCCGUCGCCCCUCCGGCGAAGCCCCACGCCGCGCUGAUCCCGAAGGUGUGCAGGGCCACCAAGUACUACGGCCUCUGCCUCUCCACCCUCAAGUCCGACCCCUCCAGCUCCCGCGCCGACCCCAAGGGCCUCGCCUCCAUUGCCCUCGCCGCCGCCCUCGCCAACGCCACCUCCGCCUCCUCCUUCCUCUCCUCCCUCGCCCUCGGCUCCUCCUCCGGCGGCGCCGCCGGCGACCCCGCCCUGUCCCGGCUCCUCCUGGACUGUGCCGACAAGUACGGCCUCGCCGGCGACGCGCUCCGGGCGUCGGCGCUUGACGUGGCGGCGGAGGCCUACGACUACGCCUACGUGCACGCGAUGGCGGCGGAGGACUACCCGAGUGCGUGCCGCGACGCGUUCCGGAGGUCGCCGGCGGGAACGGCCUACCCGCCGGAGCUCGCGGGGCGGGAGGACGGGCUCAAGCGCAUCUGCGACGUCGUCUUGGGGAUCAUUGAUUUUCUCGGCUCGUGACGAAAAUU